Messenger RNA from Cervus elaphus (red deer), 1949 nucleotides. RefSeq names its product chromosome 31 C3orf52 homolog (gene C31H3orf52). The record is from RefSeq and is a predicted model, not a curated record. Bases 78 to 644 code for a protein of 188 amino acids. Lineage: Eukaryota; Metazoa; Chordata; Mammalia; Artiodactyla; Cervidae. The transcript has 5 exons.
GGCCACUCUGGACUCUGCACCCGCGGGUGUGUGCGUCCUGCUUCCUGGCGGGCUGUUUAGUCCCCCUCCGCCGGUUCAUGGAGGGGGCCAGUCCCCCAUCUCCAGGAGGUGAGCUGGAGCUCUCGGUGAUCCAAGGGCAGCCAGACGAGCAGACGCCUCUCAACGGAGCCGUCCAGGGCAUCCUUUCUUCAGCCGAGGAGCCCUGCCCAGAACCCCAGGCUGACAAGGAAAGCCCUUGGAGCUCCUGUAAUAAGAAGUUGAUUGGAAAGUGCAAACUCUGGAUGGUCCUCGCCUCUAUUUUCCUGAGUUUCAUUAUAGUCAUCAUCAUAAGCUUAUGUCUAACUGGAGUAACUUAUAUUGAUGAAGAUGAAAAUGAAAUACUUGAAUUGUCAUCAAAUGAAACAUUCUCGGUCAUGCUAAAGAUUCCAGAGGAGUGUGUUUCUGAAGAGGAAUUACCUGACAUGCUCCAGAAGCGGGUGACACACGUGUACAGUGAUUCACCAGCUCUGAACCGCUAUUUCACUUCGGUUGAAGUCAUGGACUUCAGAAUUAUGAAGGUUGAUCUAUGUCUGACAGCAGCACUCUGCUGGACUUUGGGAUGCCGAGAGUUCAUUCCACUUUACAGGAGAGACCCUGAGAAUUAACAGAGGACUCAAAAUGACUGGAGGCGUGGAGGCGUCCUCUUUCUCCAGCUUCUGCACAGUCACAGAGUCUGGUUCGGUGUCUAACUAAGCAGUACUCCAGCGGUGCCCCAGCUGGGUCUAGAGACGGUGGGGUGAUGGGGCGGCUGGCAGAUCUGCAGGGGGAGGUCCCUCCACCCACAAUGGACACUUUCUUUUUAGGGCAAGGGGUUCUUUCAGGCAGGAUCCCGCCAACCUGGGCUAGAGGAGAGACAACAGGGAGAAGCCAAGCGAGGGGGAGUUCAGCCAGUCGCUCUCCUCCCUCCCAAACCUACAUUUGAUCUACCUCCAGACAAGGCUGUGGGGAAAAGGCAUGCACUUUGUCAAAGGUAAUUAACACUGUUUGUGUCUACUUCCAAGAUGCGUAGACUUGCCACAUAUCAGGAAACCAGCCUUGGCACAUCACCUGAUGUUAUUGCGUUAUGUAGCACUACAGAAAUGAAAUGUUUCUUAAUUAUUUCCCUGCAUAAUUACUGUGACUCCCGAACACCUCUUUAGAAGACAUGGGUCCCUGUGAAUUUUGAACACACGACUCUUCAUUUUGGAUAGUUUGUCCAUUUAUAUUUUCAUCAGCUUCCAUCAGACAGUCAUUAAGACUGCUUACCGUCUGCUGGAGGUAGUUCAUGUUGACUUUUUGUUGUCUGGGUUCCCUAGCCUUCCUGUAGGACUCAGUGUCUUCAAGCACUGAUUAUGUAUCUUAUUGAAGAUGAUUGUGAAAUAGGAAGAACCACUCUCAGAACUAAACUGCUGGAAGUUUAAUGCCAGAUCCUUUGGCAGGUGAGGAUUGGAGGGAACAAGAGGGACUGUUUUGGUCACCUACAGACAUAGAAUUACCUGUCAAGAGGGUCUUGUUAGGAAAAUGACGUUGCUGGAAAUUUUCCAGGAGAGUUCUGUGGUCAUGUAAUGAGAGGUUCAUAGCCUCAGGAUCUCAGCUGACCCUGGUGGAUGAUGUGUGUGUGUGGGGAGGCAGCUGUGUGUGGGGAUGUGUCAGAGUGUGCAUCUCAGGCUAGGUUUGUUGAGCUCUUUAUGACCCAGGACUCUGGAUAAUGUGAAUGUGCUUUGUUAGUUAACUGGAAGAUAUGUUUAUUGUAACUCGGUGUCUCAUUUUUGAGCAUAGUUCCUCAAACUAGUGAAACAGGUGAAUUUCCCUUCUUCCUCUUUAUAUUUUAUGUGUCAAACCUAAGCCUUCAUGUUUGUACUUUUAAGAAAAUAAUGAAGAACUUCUUUGGAGAGGAGUUAAAAUAUUGACAAUAAAUUAUUUUUGCUUCC